AUGGGCCAGAAGAACUACAAGCGGCUGUACUACAACCUCCUGCGCUCUCAGGAAAACGACGCACAAGUUCAGGAGAUCCCGAUAACAGAAUACCCUCAGCCAGAGAUAAGCUGCUACACGACACCGAUUGCCACCGUUGUCAUCGGUCAAACACACUUCAAGAUCGCUGAAUACCACCUGCGCCCUUAUUCAAGCUUAUCACACAACUCGUCGGAACUUCAUAUCAGCGACAUCAACGAAGAUAUCGGACAUACGUUCAUUCACUUUCUCAGCACCGGCUGCUAUGAAACACUCAAGCCCACCGAUCUUGGCCCGGAGAAUUGCCCUUGGGCUCGCGAAUUCGAGCGCAGCGUUUAUGCCUAUCAUGCUGCGAGGCGCUACAGCAUCUUCGGACUCGAGGAACACGCUAAACGGUAUAUGCUGACUUUCAGUGAAGAAGUGUCAACGCGACAACUUCUGAAGACUGUUAGCAAGGUGUACUCGGAACUUCCGGGCCACGAUUCAUGGUUCGAGAGUUUCAUCCGGGACAAGCUCGCUGCUGCUUUCGAAAAGGAUGAAUUCAGCUUUAGGUACCGCGUCGUGCGCGACGGCCUGGGUUCUGAUGACGAUUUCAACCGAUUCUUGAUGUACACGACUUUGGAGAUCUACGCGGAUAAAUUGACUUCGCUGCGGGAAACCGCACCGAACGGACACCACCAGACCAACGGCCAUGCAGAAAUCCCUUCGGAGGAGAAAGGUCCUGCUGAAGAAAAGCAGUCGACUACCGAAUCUCCGGAUGAUAAGGAUGAGAGCUCGCCACGGUACUCCAAUGAGCCGCUUUCCGCAGAUGACACGCCAACUGUCGUAAAUGCUGUGAACUCACGGCCCCAAUCGCCGAUCCCACCUUCAACGGCUUUCUUAGCCUCUCCGGCCCAGAAUGGAUACAAUUGGGCUUCAUCUUGCAGUGAUUCUCCCCCUAGGGAGUUUCCGGCAUUUGCUCCUUCGCCCCCUUUGAUUAGGCGAGAGACUGUAGACUGGGCAGAUCCGGAUCCAGAGCCAGAGCGAGAACCAAGCUUUCGGCCAGAGACGGAGCCGCCAAUUACAGAUCAAAAGCCAGAUCGGGAGCUUGAGUCAGAGCAACCGCCAAAGCAGGAGCCCGAGCAGAAGCCAGAGCUGGAGAUAGAGCAAAGACCCGAGUCGGUGCUGGAACAAGAGCCAGAGCCCGUACCUGAGCCAAAGCCCGAGCAAAAGCCCGAGCCAAAGCCCGAGGCGCAGCCGCAGACACAACCGCCAUUGCAACCCCUCCCUCCACCGGACCUCAAACGAAAGACAGAACCCGAGCCCGUGAUCAAAACGGAGCCAGAGUUAAAGUCAGUACCACUCCCGAAGCCGGCGCCUGGAAAUCAGGCGGCACCGGCAGAGCAGCCCGCUCAGCCUAAAAAAAAGAACAAGCCCAACUCACACAGAAGGAAGAAGAAGAACGCCCAAAUGCAUGCAGCGGCUGCUCAGCAAGCUGGGCCACAAGCCAACGGGUCGGCCGCGAAGCCAUAA
Molecule: messenger RNA, 1530 nt
Organism: Aspergillus tubingensis
Lineage: Eukaryota; Fungi; Ascomycota; Eurotiomycetes; Eurotiales; Aspergillaceae
Product: membrane transport family protein
Exons: 2
Coding region: 1-1530 (509 amino acids)
Source: RefSeq, a predicted model, not a curated record